This is a messenger RNA of Gadus morhua (Atlantic cod), 2137 nucleotides long. RefSeq names its product doublesex and mab-3 related transcription factor 1 (gene dmrt1). The record is from RefSeq and is a predicted model, not a curated record. The transcript is spliced from 5 exons. Lineage: Eukaryota; Metazoa; Chordata; Actinopteri; Gadiformes; Gadidae. Gene Ontology annotation, cellular component: nucleus. Gene Ontology annotation, biological process: sex differentiation; regulation of transcription by RNA polymerase II. Gene Ontology annotation, molecular function: DNA-binding transcription factor activity, RNA polymerase II-specific; RNA polymerase II cis-regulatory region sequence-specific DNA binding. Bases 242 to 1174 code for a protein of 310 amino acids.
CCCACACAACGGGCCUCCCACGCGUCCAGUUUAGGCCCUCCCAUGGAAUUAAGCCCCUGUGUUAACUCGCUACUAAAGAAGUGUUGCCCUCUUCCCCGUUAGGCAUCACCCUGCAUUAGUAAACAACCCUCAGUUAAUAUCACAACCCUGCACAGAUCAACUCAUACACAGUGAGGACCACUCUCCGUUUUUGUGCUUCUCUUGUUUUGGUUUAUGAAGAAACCAAAGUUUCAAGAAAAGGAUGAGCAUUCAGGAGGACGUCAAGCAGCAGCACCUGGCCGGCCCGGGACCCAUGUCCCCAGCCCCAUCCAGUACCAAGAAAACCCCGAGGAUGCCCAAGUGUUCCCGAUGCAGGAACCACGGAUACAUGUCUCCCCUGAAGGGACAUAAGCGUUUUUGCAACUGGAGAGAUUGCCAAUGUCCGAAGUGCAAACUUAUUGCAGAGAGGCAGAGAGUAAUGGCGGCUCAGGUGGCCCUACGUCGUCAGCAGGCCCAGGAAGAGGAGCUUGGGAUAUGUAGUCCCAUAACGCUGUCCAGCUCAGAAAUGGUGGUGAAGAAUGAAGCGGGUGGCAACUGCCUGUAUUCAGUGGAGGGCUGCUCCCCUACCACGUCCUCCAGCUUCUCUGCAUCAACCCCCAUCAAUGGGGGCAGCCCUUCCUCUUCCUCCAGCCCCCCCGUCAAGCCCCAGGCCGAAGGGACCUCUGACCUGACGGUGGACGCCUACUACAACUUCUACCAGCCCAGCCGCUACCCUGCCUACUACAACAACCUGUACAACUACCAGCAGUACCCGUCCAUGACCGGCAGUGAGGGCCGUCUGAUGGGCCACAACGUGUCCCCCCAGUACCGCAUGCACUCCUACUACUCGGCCGCCUCCUACCUGAGCCAGGGCCUGGGUACCCCCACCCUGGGUAACCCCUCACUGGGGACCCCGGCCUGCGUCCCCACGGCCACCCCCCUCCCCAUCUUCAGCCUGGACGACAACAACAACUGCACCGAGGCCAGGAUGGCUGUCUAUUCUCCAGGUGCUGGUGGCGGUGGUGGUCACGACUCCUCCAUGACCUGUCUCUCCAUCAGCUCCCUGGGCUCCUCCGGGGGCAAGGGGGUUUGUGACGGUGCCGGUGGGUCGUCCAACUACUCCGUCGACUCCAUCGCCCGGGAUGGGGCCAAGUGAAGCCCCUUCUAGGGCAUUGUUUUUUCCGAGGGCGGUACUGUUGUGUUGUUAAAGGCCUUCGUUGUGGUCAUUUCAAGGGUUUAGUUGUUGACCUCAAUCAGUUUGUUUGUUUUGGUUGGGGGGGGGGGGGGGGGGGGAACUUAUUAGAUGAUGAAAUGUUAUGUGUGUCACUGAUUUUAAGCAAAGACUAUAAGACAUAUUUUUGUCUUUAAUAAACUUAUAGUAGUAAUUGUAGACCAUUUAAAGUUCCCCUCAUUACACCCACUGAUGAAAUUAACGGUCUCUGAUUGGCCAGAUAAGAGAUAAGCUUCACUCACAACCUGAAUCCACAAAGAUACCUUGAAAAGCCAACACAGAGGUUCUGGAUCGAUUCUAUUCCUUAGGAUUUGCAUAUGAUGACGUGCGCGUAUAUCAUAUGCAAAUCCUAAGGAAUAGAAUGCACAGAAACCUGCACAAUGGGUGCACAGAUUUGGACAUGUGGUAAGAAUGUCAACACGCAAACAUGCACACAUAUUUAUUUGCGUGUGUCUUGUUGUGCAUGCACAAAUACAUUUACCCCCACAGAUCUUGAGCUGUAAUCAACAUGGGUGUGCGUGCGUGCGUGCGUGCAUGCAUAUCUGCCCUUGGUGUGGGUUUGUUUAUAUUUAUUUUACCCCUUGAAACACAACGUGCCCUUGAGGGAGGGUAUAGGGCAUAAACUACAACGAUCUGAAUUCAUCAACACAACGCAGGGCACUCUCCAAAUAUAUGUAUAGAGUAAAGAUAGGCGGUCCUUGCUGUUAGAGGAUAAGCAUAAUCAUAUACAUGUUACUGUGCUUGCCAUGAAAAUGAACAAUUCCCUAAGGUUGUCUUGAAUGGACUUUUAAAAUUGUUUAUUGUUCGUAUUGUUGAUUUGUUUGGAAUUAACAUGCUCUGAAAUGGUUUAUUUGCAUUUAUGUUUUAAUAAAACAGCAACAAAUGUAA